Molecule: messenger RNA, 1197 nt
Organism: Cadophora gregata
Lineage: Eukaryota; Fungi; Ascomycota; Leotiomycetes; Helotiales; Ploettnerulaceae
Exons: 2
Coding region: 1-744 (247 amino acids)
Source: RefSeq, a predicted model, not a curated record
AUGGCCACAACCAUGUUCUGCCUUUCAGUGGGCUCGCCUUCAGCUCAAAGCCCCUCAAGAAAUACUGCAAUCACAUCUGACACCUCUGUCAGCCAUGCUUUUGAGGAGUACAACCCUUCUGAACCCGAACAUGGAGCGAAAGACUUUGGCAGGGAGCAUGAAACUGCACGUUGUGAAUGCACAACCGUGAAGCAGUUCUUCACCAACAUCGACGGUGACUUCUUCUGCACUGCUUGUAAACAUGAGCAAUGCUAUCUCUGCACUGAGUAUAAUGAUGAUAAUCACUCUAUCCUGUCUGAUGAAGGCCAAGGAAACGAAGAAGGUGAAGAGCUUUGGCGCAUCCACGAUGAUGAAGCUGAUGUUGCUAUUGCACGCGUCAAACAGCCAAAUGUGCCAGUAUCUUCCAUCGUUGAGCUUGGUACUAACGAUAUCAACUUUGUUACUGCAGCUUUCGACGCGAAGAGGCUAAAGAGUCGCCUCGAAAACAUCAGUAAUGAAUGCAAGCUCCUAAUCGCUUUUGAAUCCCUCAAGUGGUCUGGAAAUCGCCCUUUAUCAACUUCAGUGUGCUGGCUGGGUCCACCGCAAAGUAUCGGACUUGGAAUAGUCCUCAAAGACCGAACAACGAACAAAUCGAAUCUUGACCGGCUAUUAUUGGUUGACUGGCAGUCUUCAGGUCAUCAGGUCCAAAUGACCAGCGACGACUGUUUCCAUCAGAACAAGGAAAUAAGAUUAUCGGUGAUUUAGACAUGUAUGUUGGUGAUUGUUGUCUUAAAUUCAUGCGAAUUGCUCACGUGACUUCCGCCUUUACCUGAGCUCUAGGUAGAUCACUCUUUACAGGAGAGCUAGAGUAGCUACCCUUUCCUUUGUAUUAAGUUGUCCAUAGUAGCAGAGAGCUCUCUGAAGGAGAGCUCUUCUUCUUCCCUCACGGAUAUUCAACACCUUGAUCACAUUACAUGUUGAUAGAGAGCACAUUCUCUCUCCAAGAUAUCCAGGAUGAAGCAGUUGCUGAUGCACCAGUGACCCAGGUGAGUUCACCGUAUGAAACUGACAAUAGGAGGCCAUGGUCGGUAUCCAAAAUCCCGGAAAAGUUUCGAUAUUUACCGUCUUGGCAUCAUUCUCAUAGAGAUAGCGUCUUGGGAGCCUAGAGUCGCUCUUACUGACCAAAAAGAGAUAAAGACGAUGCGGCCCGGGGACCUG